Messenger RNA from Oppiella nova, 1743 nucleotides. The record is from the annotation of a GenBank genome assembly. Lineage: Eukaryota; Metazoa; Arthropoda; Arachnida; Sarcoptiformes; Oppiidae.
AUGAGGCUGUCCUCCAGUUCCAGGUUUGUCACCCCCACUCACACCACGCAUACCGUUCCCCCCGCACACCACUGCACGCGCGGCACCAGUCGUCUCAUGUCUCGGAAGCGCAUUACCAUUGCGUUCACAGACUCUGAACUGACGGGUAUUGAAGACUUCGACAGAUGUAAACAGAUUCUGCAGCAAAACGAUUGGGAUUUAGAGAUCGCAGUGCGGCUCACGUUAGACGGCGUCGACGCCAACGACACGAACAGCAACUCAUUGUCCGAAAGCGAGUCCUCCGUAAGACAUCGACACUCAGUGGCCAACAGUUCCCAAAGUGACCCCAAUUCCCACCACAACAACAAUAAUAUCAAUAAUAAUAACAAUAACGUGGAGUACAGGAGGGCUGAGGGGAGGCUCACUGUCUGGUCAUUCAUAGCGCGGGUCAUCUCAUCUCCAUUUGCGUUCAUUUACGACACAUUCGUAUCAUUACUUCAGUUCGCGUUAUCCCUCAUCAGAGCUGAUCCACGAAUACAAAUGCUGAAAUCAAAGACACAGCCAUUGAUUAGAAGACAUUUGGAUCUCAACCUCAAGAUCUCUCGCCUCAAGACAACCGCCAAUAAAGACAUUAAUAUCGAUGAGUUUAAGUCACGGCUGGAAAGUGGUCCGCAAUUGUCUCAAUUCAUCUCAGGAAGCGUUGGAAGCGAUGACAAGUGGAGUGACUAUAGCGGCAAACUUAGGCGAGAAAAGGGUGAUAAUGAGAGACUACGACUCCCGCCGUGGCUCAAGAGGGAGAUACCGGUCGGACAUAACUAUCACCGCCUGAAGGAGUCGUUGCGCUCUUUGGGAUUGAAUACGGUGUGCGAAGAGGCCAAGUGUCCCAAUAUAGGCGAGUGUUGGGGCGGAGGACAGCACCGGACGUCCACCGCAACCAUUAUGCUGUUGGGCGACACCUGUACGCGCGGCUGUCGCUUCUGCUCUGUCAAGACCUCCAGAGCGCCCCCACCGCCCGACCCCCACGAGCCCUACAACACCGCCAAAGCCAUCUCCGAGUGGGGCUUGGAUUACGUGGUGUUGACAUCUGUGGACAGGGAUGACAUGCCGGACGGCGGGUCCAACCAUUUCGCGCAGACUGUCAAGCAGUUGAAGGCAAUGAAUGACACGAUUUGUGUGGAGUGUCUGACGCCUGACUUCGGCGGUGACAUGAAAGCCGUGGAAACAGUGGCCACAUCUGGUCUCGACGUCUACGCCCAUAACGUAGAGGCCGUCCAAGACUUCCAGCGCUUCGUUCGCGACCGAAGAGCUAAUUAUAAGCAAUCGAUUGAUGUCUUGAAGUUUGCCAAACAUAUAACCAAACAAACGAACGGCGAGUCCGUCAUCACGAAGACGUCCAUUAUGUUGGGCUUCGGGGAGACUGACGAUCAGGUGAUGCGGACUAUGGAUGACUUGAGGGCCGCGGAUGUGGAUUGUGUGACAUUAGGACAGUAUAUGCAACCGACCAAAAGACACAUCAAAGUCGUCGAAUACGUCACUCCAGAGAAGUUCAAGCGAUGGGAAGAGUAUGGAAAUGAGUUGGGAUUCAUGUAUACGGCCAGUGGUCCACUCGUGAGGUCCAGCUAUAAGGCCGGGGAGUUCUUCAUCAGGAAUAUUCUCGACAAACGCAGACAAUGGAGGGAUAAACACAACAAACAAUUAUAACAUUUAUGAAUGUUAUACAUCGAAACGUUGGCAUUGAUUGUCUAAAUCUUCAUAUAUUUUAGG